AUGCGCGUCCCAGGUUCUCCCGGCACCCCGACACUCCUUGCCUCCCUCCUUGAAGCUCUCCAAGACGAGUCUGGCGACGUAUAUCCUCUCUCCUGUCCCAAGACAAUCGCCACCCUCUACAUUCUGCAAACCAUGUCAGGGACAGCGACAGAGGAUCUCGUGGCUCUUCGAGCGAAGCUUCCACCUGACCUUCCCGCCUGGCGAGGCGCGGAUGUCGCGGUUUGGGACUUGUUGACCGACUUCUUCAGGUCGCGUGGAUACGAGCUAUGGGAAAUCCCGAUUCCCGGCAUCUUGAGACAAUCUGCGCCAGGACCUGUGUUGACCGCUGGCUAUGGAAAACAUCUUUAUCACGAUAUGGAUACCUGGUACUCUCUUUUCUCUCUGAGCUGUGGUACAUCCGCACUCCGUGCGGCUCGUUCCACGGAAUUUCUUGCACAAGACGUCGUCAUUCGUGUCGUCCAGGCCGGCGCUGAGGAGAUCACGCACAUUUCUAUCCUCACACUCGUGGCAUCCGAGCCCAGGGUGUCCAUCAGCACGAACCAUACUUUACCAGUCCUCGAACUAAUCGGGCUCGGCGACAUAGUAUUUGGCAUUUUCCCUAAGGCCGGUCCUGACUUGAUGAUGGUCCUGACUCGCUCGAGGCGCAACUCAGUGGGUGAUAUUGUCAACAUAAUCAUGCAGUGUCUGGAGGCUCUUCAUUUCCUGCACACCAACCUGAUUGCGCACAGAGACGCAUUCAAGGAAAACUUCCUGAUUCAGUAUCAUCCGCAAUCACUCGUCACAGAACCCAUCCGAGUCGACCAGCCGAGAGUAUACUUGCACGACUUCGAGCUUGCGUGCAGCUUUCCAGAAGGCACUCCUCCUGAGGAGCAGAUGUGCGUGGGUCCUCUCUACGGGGGUACGAUAUCGAAGAGCGCUCCGGCGGAUCACCGGUGCUCACCGGAGGUGUUGACGGGCGAGCCGUACAGCCCCUACAAGCUUGACGUAUGGCAGCUAGGGACGAGUUUUUCGGAAUUCAAGUCCACAAUCCCAUCGAUUGAUGCUGCUGUCGAGAGGCUACGCGAGCCGGAUCCGUCGAAACGGCCGACAGCAUACGAGGCGCUGAAGGAGCUCGCGGAUAUUGUGUCUUCUAUGGCGCCUCGAGACUUAGUCAUCCCUCCCGACUAUUCGUUCUUAGACCCAGUGUGGCGUCCUACUCCGCCACCUGACGAUGUAACACAGCAGAUCGCGGUCCUCCACGUAUAA
Epithele typhae is the source of this 1245-nucleotide messenger RNA. RefSeq names its product kinase-like domain-containing protein. Gene Ontology annotation, biological process: protein phosphorylation. Bases 1 to 1245 code for a protein of 414 amino acids. Lineage: Eukaryota; Fungi; Basidiomycota; Agaricomycetes; Polyporales; Epitheliaceae. The transcript has 6 exons. The record is from RefSeq and is a predicted model, not a curated record. Gene Ontology annotation, molecular function: ATP binding; protein kinase activity.